AUGACUAGACAAAUCACAGUUAUCGGCGCAACCGGCAUCCAAGGGGGGUCUGUCAUUAGAGCCCUGUUAAAAGACAGCGGCUACUCGCUGACAGCCAUCACUCGAAACAAAUCAAGCGACAAAGCAAAAAGUCUUGCUUCAGAUGGCGUUCGUGUCAUUGAGGCUGAUCUCGAUGAUAUUGCCUCUCUCCAAGUAGCGUUUGCUGGAACAUCCAUCAUUUUUGCCGCGACCAACUUCUUUGAGCCAUUCAUCAAAUACGGUAAUGAAGAGGCCAUUGACAUCGAGACAAGGCAGGGCAUCAAUAUUGCUAAAGCUGCAGCUGCAACACCAACGCUAGAGCACUUUGUCUGGUCGACGCUUCCCAACGCCUACCGAAUCAGCGAUGCCCGGUUCGCUAUUCCUCAUUAUGUGAGCAAAAACAGGAUCGACGACUUCAUCAAGGCGGAUCCGAUACUCCUCCAAAAGACGACAUUUCUCUGGGUCCCCACUUACGCAUCGAAUAUGAACUAUCCAUUCUAUCAACCGUUUCCGAUUCCAACGGCCGGGAAGAAUCGGUAUAUCCAAUUUCAACCAACUCCAGCAUCUGUGCAAUUCCCCAUGAUUGGCGAUGCAACUAUCAAUAUUGGACUUUUUGUGCGCGCCAUUAUAGAGCAACCUAAAAAGACGCUUGGCGGAAAAUUUGUCAAUGGCAUCACCGACAUUAUGACGGCUGGAGAGAUGCUUGCGACUUGGGCAUCGGUGCGUGGCGUGGAGGUAGAUUUAUGGCCGCAAUGGGGUAAAGCGAUGAAUAAGAUGCAUGAGUACUUGGAGUGGGCUAAGGAUCGUAGCUUCUCGGGUGAAGACGGUAUCCUCUCUAUGGAAGAUCUCGGUAUCGUUGGAUUAAGGGACACGCGGACUGCGUUUGCUGAGAUGAGCCGAUUGGAUAUUGGAAGGCAAAUGUAG
This is a messenger RNA of Trichoderma atroviride IMI 206040, 942 nucleotides long. The record is from RefSeq and is a predicted model, not a curated record. Lineage: Eukaryota; Fungi; Ascomycota; Sordariomycetes; Hypocreales; Hypocreaceae.